This is a messenger RNA of Mytilus trossulus (common blue mussel), 2558 nucleotides long. RefSeq names its product E3 ubiquitin-protein ligase TRIM39-like. The transcript is spliced from 2 exons. The record is from RefSeq and is a predicted model, not a curated record. Gene Ontology annotation, molecular function: zinc ion binding. The coding region runs from base 66 to 1754 and encodes 562 amino acids. Lineage: Eukaryota; Metazoa; Mollusca; Bivalvia; Mytilida; Mytilidae.
CAUGGAUAUCCUGGCGAUUGGAAUGAACUCAUGAUGAAUAUUUCCAAUUAGAAUUUUUGUAUUUAAUGGCAACAUACUCCCAAAGCUGUGGUGUUUGUGACCUUCGUCACACCACGACACCAUCCAUAGUCUGGUGUACAGAAUGUGAUGAAGGGCUAUGCAAAGACUGCCAGGAACACCAUAGUUUGUCCAAGGCGUCUAGGAACCAUAGUGUGAUACCUAUUGAAGAUUACCAAAAAUUACCAUUAGACGUUCUGAAGAUCAGCCAGUACUGUACCAAACACAAUAAAAAGUAUGAAAUGUAUUGUCAGAAACACGAACGUUCUUGCUGCAGCAAAUGCAUGCUACAAAGUCACAAAGAAUGCCGGGAUAUAGUCGAUUUAGAUGACGUCAUUCAAAAUACCGAAACUUCAAAUGCCUUGUCCGAAUUAGAAGAAACGUUGGCUGAAGUAUCAGAAAAUUUACAGAAAAUUCGCAGGUACAAACAGAACAAUCUGUCAACUCUGAAAGAAAGAAGAAAGGCAAUUGAAAAAGAAAUAAAGCAGACUAAAAUAGAGAUGAAUAUUUAUCUCGACAAACUACACGAAGAUUUAAUGAAAGAACUCUAUGCAGCAGAAGAAAAGGAAAACUCGAAAAUUUGUCAGUUAUUGUCAUCCUUAGAAAAGAAAGAAAAAGAAAUAGAAGAAUGCCAGAAACAUAUUAACAACAUAAAACAACAUGCAACAAACAUUCAGAUGUUCCUUUCGGUGAAGCAAAUCGAAGAAGACGUCUCUAACAAAGAUAAAUUCCUACACUCGUUACUUCAAGGUGAGGAUUUGAAGCAGCAUUCUCUAUCAUAUAAACUAAACGGAACUAUUAAGACUUUCAUGUCCGACAUCAAAAGUUUUGGAGAAGUACAUAUAGAGGCAAAACUUUGCGAUAUCGUUCUUACCAGAAAGAAAGUCAAACAAGCCCAAAUGAUGGUAUCAACAGUUCAUACAAGAUCCAUAGAGAAUAUAAAGUUUAAGAUCCACAAGACCAUUAACACUAGGUUAAAUGAUAUUUACGGUUGUUGCAUGAUGUCGGAUGGAAGGCUGGCAUUUUCUGACUUUAAUAAAACAAUAAAAGUGUUCAAUACCGAAGGAUUAGAAGACUUUCAAGUGAAGAUGCCGUACCACGCGUAUGAUAUAGUACAUAACAAUGUAGAUAAUACAUUGGUGGUUACAUCUGAUGGUGACAAGACAAGUUGUAUUACCAUUAUAGACAUUGAGACUACCAAAAUCAAGAAAUGUAUUGCUCUGCCUUCGUCCAAUUAUGGCAUAGCACUUCAUGAAAACCGAUUAAUCUAUGUCGGACAUACAAAAGGGAUAUACGCGAUCAACCCGUUAAACGAGUCUAUAACUGAUAUAGUCCAGAAUGAAAUGCCCAGUGACUGUUACAUUGCAACAUUUAAGGACAGAAUAUAUCACACAAAUUGGGGAAAAAACACGGUAACAUGUUAUAAUGUACAAGGUAAAAUACUAUGGACAUUCCAAGAAAAUUGCGUCCUGGCGAAUCCUCACGGAAUUGAUGUUGAUGAGAUUGGUAAUUUGUACGUCGUAGGAACUAAUUCAAGAAAUGUUGUAGUAAUCUCUUCUGACGGACAGCGAUAUAAAGAAAUAUUGUCGGCAAGUGAUGGCCUUAGACAACCUUUCACACUUCAUUUUAGUGAAUCGAAGAAGCAGUUGCUAGUUGCAGAGUCUUCUGACAAGGCUUAUGUGUUCAAUUUGAUGUGAAAAGUUGAGUUAAACAAAAUGGCUAUUUCGAUCAUUCUGUGAAGUGUUUAUAAUUAAUGGAAGUUCGGAACACAAAUUAUCUAAUUGAAUUCAAUUAGAUAAAGUUUCUAAUUGUGUACUAUUAAAUAGUGUUUAGUUUAUAUAUGCGGGGUGCUGUAGCUACUAGUGAUCUUAAAUAUUGAAAUAAAUGUAGUUGCUGAAAAAUACCUACUAUUAAUUUGAAUCAAACUCUUGAACGAAGCUAUUUUAUCAUAGUUGAUUUUUUUUAUGUUUGAUCAGUAUAAAGAAAAUAUACAAAUCAAAUACACGUUGUCAUUUUGAAAGCUACAUGUUGAAAGCGAUUUCUACCCACACAAACAGUAAAUACAACAUACUGUAUGAAUGUGUCGGAAUUUAUUUUGGCAUUUUUUUUUCUAUCUGCAAAAAUAAGCGAAAUUUUACAGCCCGCGAAAAUAACCCGCUAUAUGGUAUAUUUAUCGAACAAUACUGUGGAUUCAUAUUUAUUCGUUGGAUGACAUUGUUUUGUGAAUUUUAUAGGUACAGCUGAACCACGAAAUUAAAUGUUAAAUCAAUGACACUUUUUUUUAUAGGAUAUCGUGCCGCUUUUGGCAUAACCACAAACUAAAUAUCCAUGAAUAUAUAAGUUUUCCUUAAUCCACAAGUUGUAUAACAACGAAACAAAACUAAAUAGAUCUACAGUACUUCGAAUUGCAGCUACAUUUCGAUUUAUGAUAACACUCAAUCAGUCGUACUUGUCACAUCAAAGCUAUAUAGAAUACACAUGCAUGUUUUUUCAUUGGUAUU